AUGUCUACAGUUGUGGCCCAAUCGCAUUUCAUCUUCGGCCUGCGGACUGGGGUGACCAACAACGUCGUUUUUUAUGACGAGCAAACCGUCAUAUUUCUGUCCGGAAACAACUGUGUGCGCUAUAACAUCGACCAGAAAUGGCAGAGGUUCAUUCCAGGAACCGAGAAAAGUCAAAGUAUGCAGGCCCUAGCUUUAAGCCCCAACCGACGCUACCUGGCAGUGUCCGAGCGGGGUGAGAAGGGCACCAUCACGGUGUAUGACCUGCAAAAUGAUCAGAUCAAGAAGAGGAAAGUACUGAGUGGAGGAGAAAUCCCUGUGCAGGAGUUUGUCUGCAUGGCUUUCUCUCCUGACUCAAAGUACCUCAUUGGCCAGUCAGGCGGCCCAGACUUUACCCUCUUCUACUGGAUGUGGGAGAAACAGAAGGUCAUUGCCACAGUGAACACUGGAGGGCCCACUCACCAGGUGAGCUUCAACCCUCGGGACAACACUCAGAUCUGCGCGUGUGGGACUGGGGUAUUCAAACUUUUCCGGUAUGCAGAGGGGGUGCUGAAGCAAUUCAGUGCCCAGAAGCUGGAGUCCCACAAUUUCCUGUCCCAUGAUUGGGUGUCAGAGAAACGGUUAAUCGCAGGCACAGACAAAGGUCGGCUGCUGGUGAUCGAAUCUGGAGACCUGUGGUGGGAGACGAACGUGGUGAUGAAGCCCUCUGCACAGGAUCCUGAAAGAUCAGAGGACAGGAAGAAGCAGGAAGAGUCAGCCCCUGCCCAGCUGCCUCGUGUCACAGCCAUUGCUGCCUACUCUAAGGGAUUUUUCUGCUCUGCUGGGCCAGGGAUGAUGUGUCUAUUUGAGAAGAUGGAGGACAAGGACCACUACAGGAAAUCCAGAGAGAUCCGGAUCCCCGCAGAUCCAUGCAGCAAUGAUCCCAGCCAGGCAGAGCAACAGGAGAUCAUCUGCAUGUGUAUAAGUCCUUUGGAGGAAACCCUAGCAACCAGCACUGACCGUGGUCAGCUUUACAGCAUCACCUUGACCUCUGCAGAGAUGGGAAAGGGGGAAGAAGCUUAUUUUGAGUUCCUGUCUGACUCCUUCCACUCUGGGAUAAUCACUGGUCUGUCCAUCUGCAUCCGAAAGCCCCUCAUCGCCACCUGUUCCCUGGACCACUCUGUGCGCAUCUGGAACUUUGAGUUAAACAUGCUAGAGCUGUACAAGGAGUUCCAGGAGGAGGCCUACAGUGUAGCGCUCCACCCCACUGGACUUUUCAUCCUGGUGGGCUUCUGUGACAAGUUACGUUUAAUGAACCUUCUGAUCGAUGACAUCAGGACCUUCAAGGAAUUCACUGUGCGCGGGUGUAGGGAGUGUGCUUUCAGUUAUGGGGGACACCUGUUUGCUGCUGUCAAUGGAAAUGUCAUUCACAUCUACUCCACAACCACAUUUGAAAAUAUUCUGAACCUGAAGGGUCACAACGGAAAGGUGCGUUCCAUCAUGUGGAGUGAGGAUGACAGGAGGCUGGUGUCAUGUGGGAUGGAUGGUGCUGUAUAUGAGUGGAACACUCUUACCAGUAAGCGUGAAUCAGAGAGUGUCCUCAAGACCUGCAUGUACACCAAUGUCACCAUCUCCCCUGAUGCCAAGAUCAUUUUUGCUGUGGGAACGGACUGUACAUUGAAAGAGAUUCAAGACUGCCAGAUUGUGAAAGAAGUGCCAUCAAAUGAUGUGACCUACACUGCCGUUGCUUUGUCCCAUCUGGGACGAGUGCUCUUCAUUGGCACCUCUGCUGGGACUGUCAGAGCCAUGAAGUACCCCUUACCCAUACAGAAUGAGUGGAUAGAAUACCAAGGCCAUGCAGCACCUAUCACCAAGAUGGCUGUGACAUUUGAUGACCAGUUCCUGCUGACUGUAUCAGAGGACAACUGCCUGCUCAUCUGGAAAAUUAUUGACAAGGAGAGGCAUGGCAUGAAGAGGGACAAUGAGAUCUGUUACUCUGAGGAAAUCCUUGUAACUAAGUCUGACCUGGAGGAGAAGAAUCAAUUAAUGCUGGAACUGAAGACGAGGGUGGAUGAGCUCAAGAUGGAGAAUGAGUACCAACUUCGAUUGAGGGACAUGAACUACAAUGAGAAGCUUAAAGAGCUGACGGAGAAGUUCAUUCAGGAGAUAGAUUCUCUGAAAACAAAGAACCAGGUUCUUAAAACAGAAAAGGAAAAACUUGAGUUGGACCAUAAGGCUUUAAUGGAUGAAGUGAUGGAGAAGCAUUCAAAAGAACAGAGGGAUUUAGAGUCUACCAAUAACCAGAAGCUGAUGCUGGAGUAUGAGAAAUACCUGGAACUACAGAUGAAGUCUCAGCACAUGCAGGAGGACUAUGAACGGCAGCUACACUCUUCAGAGGAAAGUAAGACAGAAGCACUGGAGGAACUCACCCUGCAGUAUGAGUCCAAGCUGCAGGAGAAAGUCCGUAAACUGAAGGAGUGUGAGGACAAAUCCCAACAGCAAAAACGGGAAUAUGAGGAAAUGAUAAAGAUCAUGGAAGAGGAUACAGACAGGGAGAUCUUGGACAUCCGUGUCAAAUUUGAGAAGAUGUUGACAGAGGAGAAAGAGACCAACGUGCACUUGAAAGACGAGACUGGCAUCAUGAGGAAAAAGUUUAGCAGCUUACAGAGGGAGAUUGACGACAAGAAUAUGGAGACUGAAAAACUGAAGAUGGAGCUUCAGAAACUGCAUGGUGUGAUCAAGUCCCUGGAAAAGGACAUCCUGAGCCUGAAGAAGGAGAUCCAGGAGAGGGAUGAGACCAUCCAGGAUAAGGAAAAGCGCAUCUAUGACCUGAGGAAGAAGAACACUGAGCUGGAAAAGUUCAAGUUUGUGUUGGACUAUAAAAUCAAAGAACUGAAAAAGCAGAUAGAACCCAGAGAAAACAACAUUAAAGAGAUGAGGGAGCAGAUCCAAAAGAUGGAAGGUGAACUGGAGCAGUUCCAAAGGCGGAAUACCCAGAUGGAGCUGAACAUUGCAGAGCUCAAUCUCAAGCUGAAGGCCACAGAUAAGGAUAGACGCCGAGAGAUGCAGAGGGUGCAUGAUAUAGAAGCUCUGGUGCGGAGAUUCAAGACAGACCUUCACCGCUGUGUGAGCUUCAUUCAGGAGCCUAAAAAGUUGAAAGAUAGCAUCCGUCAGCUUUACAGCCGCUACAUCCAGAAGUCUGAUGUGGUGGACAUUGAUGGGGUGGAUGCUGACAUACAGAAGGAAUACAAUCGUCAGCGAGAGCACUUGGAGAAGACUGUGGCCUCCCUUAAGAAGAAGCUAGCCAAAGAUAGUGAGAUUCACCGUGCAGACAAGCUCAGGAUAAUGAGGGAAAAUACCUUCCUGAUCGGUGAGAUCAAUGAAUUAACAAGGGAGCUGAAAGUCCUUCGAAGUCAAGACCAUGGAUCUGACAACCAGUUGGGAUUCAAUAGGAAGAAGAUGAUGCAGAAUACCUCAAAACCCAAAGCACUGACCUCGACAAAGUCUGCUCCCAGCAGUCCGGUGUCCAGGCUCAACUUUGAUGGGGAGUCAGAGAGGAUUAUCCAACUGCAGCGUGUCGAGAUUGGCAGGCUUCGCAAUGAGAUCCUUAUCCAUGGGGAUACACACUUAGUCCAAACCCCCUCCACUGUCAACCUGCCCUCGGUCAUCUCCUGA
Messenger RNA from Megalops cyprinoides (Indo-Pacific tarpon), 3651 nucleotides. RefSeq names its product cilia and flagella associated protein 57 (gene cfap57). The transcript is spliced from 22 exons. Lineage: Eukaryota; Metazoa; Chordata; Actinopteri; Elopiformes; Megalopidae. The record is from RefSeq and is a predicted model, not a curated record. Gene Ontology annotation, molecular function: protein binding. Bases 1 to 3651 code for a protein of 1216 amino acids.